Molecule: messenger RNA, 765 nt
Organism: Micromonas pusilla CCMP1545
Lineage: Eukaryota; Viridiplantae; Chlorophyta; Mamiellophyceae; Mamiellales; Mamiellaceae
Exons: 3
Coding region: 1-765 (254 amino acids)
Source: RefSeq, a predicted model, not a curated record
AUGAACAACAACUCGAACAACGAGAACGCCAUCCUCGGGGUGUUCUCCUCCGCGGGGUACAUCGAUGUCGGCACGAAGGAGAAACCGCUGCCGUACCCGAUCAAGGACUCGGUCCGGUCGAGCUUCACGGGCGCGCAGCCGGUGUGCCCCCCGGCGAAGAAGGGUCUCUAUGGCUCCAAGAUCCCAGACGUGUACCUGGACAAGUCCCACCCGUGGUUGAUGGAAGGGGUCAAGUACCAGGACCGCCUCAAGUACGGCGACACGCAAAAGGAGAAAAUGAAGGGCUUCGGCACGAGCGACUACUCCAAGAGGGACGAGUUCUCGUACGACUUUCGCACCGCGCAGCACCGCGAAGCUUUAAAGAUGGAGGCCAAACACACGCAGGCGGCGACGGAGCGCGCGUUCAGGGAGAUGCAGGAGUCGAUGAAGGACGCGGCGGCGGCGGCGCCCGCGGAGACGAAGAGACCGAAAAAGCUCUUCUACGACCUCGUGUUCGAGGACGACGCGGAAGACCCCGAGGGUUUGGGGCAGACCGCGGUGCCGAACAGCAUGAUCGGAGGAAGGGUCAGCAACAACCCGACGCAGACGUCGUGGGGACGGGAUUACGGCGCGGUGAAGACGAGUAGCAUGGCGUGCGGGUACGGCAUCGACACGGCGCAUCACGGAAAGCCGGAGCACGCGCGCGUUCCGAUCAUCGAGAAGACGUUUUACCGACCGUGCGCGAUUCCGAUCAAGAACACGCUGUACGAUAAGCGGCCGAACUGA